Molecule: messenger RNA, 1553 nt
Organism: Rhizophagus irregularis DAOM 181602=DAOM 197198
Lineage: Eukaryota; Fungi; Glomeromycota; Glomeromycetes; Glomerales; Glomeraceae
Source: RefSeq, a predicted model, not a curated record
AAAAAACAGUGCCGAUUUAGACGGAUCGGCAACUAAACAUGUGACUAAAAAGGAUAAUUUAUUGUAUAAUCUUCGAUUAUUAUUAAAACAAUACUUCUCAGAAAAUCGAAAAAAAAACUCUUUCCCCUUUCCAUUUUUUCACAUAGAAAUCCGCAGUUAAAUACUGUUUUCUUAUUUACACGCCUUUUACGUUUUCAACGUUCGAGAAGAAAGAAGACCACUGGGUGGCUUCUUAUGGAAAGGUUCUUCUCCUUAUUACCCGACCUCUGAAAGAAGUUUUUAUUAUACUUUACCUUAUUUUUACAAAACAUAUUAAAAUAUGGUUUUUACUUUUCAAAAACCUAUCCCCUUGGGAAAAUUUUCUUUCGACGUCUCAUUCCAUAAAUUUCACGUGACUAGACCCAAUCGGGCUGGAUGUAACAAGAUUUACGAAAUCAGAAGAUCAAAAAGUUUCUUUUUUGAGUUAGCAGAUAAAUCAACAAACACCAAUGAUAUUCAUCUUAAAAUACACACAAAUGAUUAUCACAUGAACUCAACCCCUAUUAGCUACUCUUCCACCUGUAGCUUUCCUAAUCUGAAAUAUCAGAUUAGUAAGAUGUUACAACAUUUUUUUUCUCAUCAAAAAGUCAUCCCACGCUCCAUUCAAAAGAGAUAUUUUAAUCUUAUUCGUUCUAAAUUACUCGAUAGAUACUUCGUUAUCAAAUCACGUGCUGACAGUGUCACACAAAGAAAUUCCCGCACAAAAACUUUCUUUAAUUUCUCCUAUAAACGUUAUCGUUUUCACUUUGGUAUUUUUAUACCAUGUAAUUUUUUUACCACUUAUAAUUUUGGAACUGAACACACACAGUUGUGUUGUGUCCCCUCCCCUUACAUCAUGUCUCAUAAUAGACGAGCUUGUGUUUCUCAUCAUAAAAAUUUAGAUAUUUUUCAUAAUAUCAAGAAACACACGCCGAUAUCGAAUAAUAACACUAUCAACAACAAACGUUUCCAUGCAACCCUUAUUCAUAAUCAAUGGCAACGUCGUAUCAAAAAACACAUUUAUUCAAAUCGCCUUGGAAUUUCCUACGAUGUUUCAUAUUUAGCUAAUAGACAUAAAUAUCCUUCCACAUACGACGAUCGUCGUAUGUACCGAAAACGAUUGGAUAAUUUCCGCUCACACCACUCCGAUAGUAGUAAAAGGAGUAAAAAACAAAAUCCCGCUUUCAACGGGCAUGUAGAUCUGUUUUCUACAAUCGUGGUAACAACCAAAAAACUCAUAGACGCGUGAAUACUCUUGACGAAAAGCUUCACCGUGCUAGACAACACCGUUUCUUAUUUUUACCUUCACAAUAUAUUAAUAAACCUAUACAACAUUUAAAACAUCAUAAAAGACUAGUGCUCAGAGAUGAGGAACAUUACAAUUUUCCUAUACCCCCUGCAUCACUCAGACCUUUAGGCGCAAUAGCCGCUCUGAACCUCGCUUUUGACCAAGCGCUUCGAUCAUAUCGAGGGAAUGAUUCAAUUAGUACUUCAAAUACUCAUUCACCUGCCACCACCUCACAACCCAUUCUCCU